AUGGCCUCAGAUAUAUUAACAGUUAUUUUUGUAACCGUAUUUUUAAUUUGUCGCGCAAACGUAAGUGUAAACGCCGAAAAAGCAUUCAUACAAGCUGAGUAUGAAAUCAUCAACGAUACCUCAUCCUUUCCAUGGCAGGACUUGCGCAAUGAAAUACAUCAGGGUGAUGCCGUCACCUACGAACUGGGCACGCCACAAUACCAAAUUUUGAACGCCGAUGAACCGAUAGAAAUCAUCACACCCGAUCAGCCCGGUUACUACGAGAGCCUUAAGCGUUAUGAAGCGGCAGCAAUGCAGCAUGCAGAAGAAUUCAGAAAUCAGAGUGAUUCGACAACAACACUGCCAGAAGACAUCGAGAAGGAAACGGUUAGCGAGAAACAAGUAAAACAGAUUGCAAAUGGGGAGGAGCAAAUUCGAUUUAUUAUACGGAAUUUGAAAGAAAAAAGCAAAAAUCCAAAAAUGUAUUUAGGUUCACCAAAUCAGUACCAACAAGAUGGCGCACCAGUUGAAACGAGCAAAAAGAAUAACGAAAUUAAGACUAAACAAUCAGGGGUUACUGAAACACCACUCUGGAACCAACAGUUUAACGACAAUUCGGAGGCACAAUCGAAAGGAAACGAAGGAGAGCGCGUUGCUUUGUCAAAAAGCGUCGAGAAAACCAAAAAAAACCAAAGUUUCUCUCUUAAAUCAAACGUCACGAAAGAAUUAGUAAAAUCUUUGGAGGAAAGCACGUUUAUGCCAAACACAGAAACCAUUCAUAUCAGUAAUUCCAGCAACACUGUGUUACCGUCAAAGUUUCUCACAGAGUCGUCACUAACAGAAACUAUAUCGGCUACGGAUAUACCACCGGAAACUCCACUCCAAUUACCGCCUACGUUACUUAAAUAUGAUACUCCACCCACUGAGGAGACUUCAGCACCUCUAAAGCAAAAUCUAAAAGAAAUCUAUGCGACUGAUAUGAGCUCGUACGCGCCCGUAUAUAAAGUUCCACCACACAUUAGAGAUUUCGAGUAUUUGUAUCGCUCAGCGUUGGGUAUAAGAUAGACCAAAAAUAUUAUAUAUUUACAUAUCUGAGUACCAAGCAUAUGAGUAUUAUUUAAUUAAUAAAUGUAUAUUUACAAAUUUUGAAAUAUUUUUUUUUAUUUAA
Bactrocera oleae (olive fruit fly) is the source of this 1147-nucleotide messenger RNA. RefSeq lists its product as uncharacterized. The record is from RefSeq and is a predicted model, not a curated record. NCBI's taxonomy places the organism in Eukaryota, Metazoa, Arthropoda, Insecta, Diptera, Tephritidae.